Tachyglossus aculeatus (Australian echidna) is the source of this 4090-nucleotide messenger RNA. It is a transcript of the gene CYFIP2, whose product is annotated as cytoplasmic FMR1 interacting protein 2. Gene Ontology annotation, cellular component: synapse; neuron projection. The record is from RefSeq and is a predicted model, not a curated record. Lineage: Eukaryota; Metazoa; Chordata; Mammalia; Monotremata; Tachyglossidae. Gene Ontology annotation, biological process: cell projection assembly; apoptotic process; regulation of actin filament polymerization. The transcript is spliced from 31 exons. Gene Ontology annotation, molecular function: small GTPase binding. The coding region runs from base 112 to 3873 and encodes 1253 amino acids.
CCAGGCAGCCGGCUGAGGCCGAGCCGAGCGGAGCAUCCAUCUCCCACUGCAGCCGGGCCUGCCCUGCCCGCUGUGCCCCGGCAGCGUGGAAGUGUGAGAGACACCGCAGCCAUGACGACCCACGUCACCUUGGAAGAUGCCCUGUCUAAUGUGGACCUGCUGGAGGAACUGCCACUCCCAGAUCAGCAGCCCUGCAUUGAGCCUCCACCAUCCUCCAUCAUGUAUCAAGCCAAUUUUGACACAAACUUUGAGGACAGGAAUGCCUUCGUGACUGGCAUAGCCCGGUAUAUUGAGCAGGCCACAGUUCACUCUAGCAUGAAUGAAAUGCUAGAGGAAGGGCAUGAGUAUGCAGUGAUGCUUUACACCUGGAGGAGCUGUUCCAGAGCUAUUCCUCAGGUGAAGUGCAAUGAACAGCCGAACCGAGUGGAAAUUUACGAGAAGACUGUGGAGGUGCUGGAACCAGAAGUCACCAAACUCAUGAAGUUCAUGUACUUCCAGCGCAAGGCCAUUGAACGGUUCUGCAGUGAGGUGAAGCGACUGUGCCAUGCAGAGAGGAGAAAGGACUUUGUCUCGGAGGCCUACCUCCUAACCCUGGGCAAGUUCAUCAACAUGUUUGCUGUCCUGGACGAGCUGAAGAACAUGAAGUGCAGUGUCAAGAAUGACCAUUCAGCAUAUAAGAGAGCAGCCCAGUUUCUGAGAAAGAUGGCCGACCCCCAGUCUAUCCAAGAAUCUCAGAAUCUCUCCAUGUUUCUGGCGAACCAUAACCGAAUCACCCAGUGUCUUCACCAGCAGCUGGAGGUGAUCCCAGGGUACGAGGAGCUGCUGGCGGACAUCGUCAACAUCUGUGUGGAUUACUAUGAGAAUAAGAUGUACCUGACCCCCAGUGAGAAACACAUGCUUCUCAAGGUGAUGGGCUUUGGCCUCUAUCUGAUGGAUGGUAAUGUCAGUAACAUUUACAAACUGGAUGCGAAGAAGAGAAUCAACCUAAGCAAAAUAGACAAGUUCUUUAAGCAGCUGCAGGUGGUACCUUUAUUCGGCGAUAUGCAGAUAGAACUGGCCAGAUACAUUAAGACCAGUGCUCACUAUGAGGAGAACAAAUCCAAGUGGACCUGUACCCAGAGCUCCAUCAGCCCCCAGUACAACAUCUGCGAGCAAAUGGUGCAGAUCCGAGACGACCACAUCCGCUUCAUCUCUGAACUCGCGCGGUACAGCAACAGUGAGGUGGUGACGGGCUCAGGGCUGGACAGCCAGAAAUCUGACGAAGAGUAUCGGGAGCUCUUUGACCUGGCCCUGCGGGGGCUGCAGCUGCUCUCCAAGUGGAGUGCCCAUGUCAUGGAGGUGUACUCUUGGAAGCUGGUACAUCCCACAGACAAGUUCUGCAACAAGGACUGUCCAGGCACCGCAGAGGAGUACGAGAGAGCCACUCGCUACAACUACACCAGUGAGGAAAAGUUUGCUUUUGUGGAGGUGAUUGCCAUGAUAAAGGGCCUCCAGGUGUUAAUGGGACGGAUGGAAAGUGUCUUCAACCAAGCCAUCAGGAACACAAUAUAUGCGGCCCUGCAAGACUUUGCACAGGUGACCCUGAGGGAACCCCUGAGACAGGCAGUGAGGAAGAAGAAGAAUGUUCUCAUCAGUGUCCUGCAGGCAAUUCGGAAGACCAUCUGCGAUUGGGAGGGGGGGCGAGAGCCCCCCAAUGAUCCUUGCCUGAGAGGAGAGAAGGACCCGAAAGGUGGAUUUGAAAUCAAGGUCCCUCGCCGAGCAGUAGGACCUUCUAGCACACAGCUAUAUAUGGUAAGGACUAUGCUAGAGUCCCUCAUUGCCGACAAAAGUGGUUCCAAGAAGACUUUGAGGAGCAGCCUGGAUGGACCAAUUGUUCUCGCCAUCGAGGAGUUCCACAAACAAUCCUUCUUCUUUACUCACUUGCUCAACAUAAGCGAAGCUCUGCAGCAGUGCUGUGACCUGUCCCAGCUCUGGUUCCGAGAAUUCUUCCUAGAGUUGACCAUGGGCCGCCGGAUCCAGUUCCCCAUAGAGAUGUCCAUGCCCUGGAUUUUAACAGAUCAUAUUUUGGAAACCAAAGAACCUUCCAUGAUGGAGUACGUGCUGUACCCCUUGGAUCUCUACAACGACAGUGCGUAUUACGCUCUGACCAAGUUUAAAAAGCAGUUCCUGUAUGAUGAGAUUGAAGCUGAGGUGAACCUGUGUUUUGAUCAGUUUGUGUACAAGCUGGCAGAUCAGAUCUUUGCCUACUACAAAGCAAUGGCUGGCAGUGUUCUUCUAGAUAAACGUUUCCGAGCUGAGUGUAAAAAUUAUGGAGUGAUUAUUCCGUACCCGCCAUCCAACCGCUACGAAACACUUCUGAAACAGAGACAUGUCCAGCUCCUAGGGAGGUCAAUUGACCUGAACAGGCUCAUUACCCAACGCAUUUCUGCUGCGAUGUACAAAUCCCUAGACCAGGCCAUUAGUCGCUUUGAGAGUGAGGACCUGACCUCCAUUGUGGAAUUGGAGUGGUUAUUGGAGAUAAACCGCCUCACUCACCGACUGCUGUGCAAACACAUGACCCUGGACAGUUUUGACGCCAUGUUCCGAGAGGCCAAUCACAAUGUCUCAGCACCUUACGGCCGCAUCACCCUGCACGUCUUCUGGGAGCUGAACUUCGACUUUCUUCCCAACUACUGUUACAACGGUUCCACUAAUCGGUUUGUCCGAACAGCCAUUCCCUUCACCCAGGAACCUCAGAGGGACAAGCCUGCUAACGUCCAGCCUUACUACCUCUACGGAUCCAAGCCUCUGAACAUUGCAUACAGCCACAUCUACAGCUCCUACCGAAACUUCGUGGGGCCACCGCAUUUCAAGACCAUCUGCAGGCUCUUGGGCUACCAGGGAAUUGCAGUGGUGAUGGAGGAACUUCUAAAAAUCGUCAAAAGCUUGCUACAGGGGACCAUCCUCCAGUAUGUUAAGACACUGAUAGAGGUGAUGCCGAAGAUUUGCCGCUUGCCCCGCCAUGAGUAUGGCUCCCCAGGGAUCUUGGAAUUUUUCCACCACCAGCUGAAGGACAUCAUCGAGUAUGCAGAGCUGAAAACUGAUGUGUUCCAGAGUCUUAGGGAAGUGGGAAACGCCAUUUUGUUCUGCCUUCUUAUAGAACAAGCGCUGUCCCAGGAAGAAGUUUGUGAUUUGCUCCAUGCAGCUCCAUUCCAAAACAUAUUGCCCCGAGUAUACAUCAAAGAAGGGGAACGCUUAGAAGUCCGGAUGAAGCGUCUGGAAGCAAAGUACGCCCCUCUUCACCUAGUCCCUUUAAUAGAGAGACUGGGAACACCUCAGCAAAUCGCCAUUGCCCGGGAAGGCGAUCUGUUGACGAAAGAACGACUGUGCUGUGGACUGUCCAUGUUUGAGGUGAUCCUAACACGCAUCCGGAGCUACCUCCAGGACCCCAUCUGGCGCGGCCCACCCCCCACCAACGGGGUCAUGCAUGUGGACGAGUGUGUGGAGUUUCACCGACUCUGGAGCGCCAUGCAGUUUGUCUACUGUAUCCCAGUGGGGACCAAUGAGUUCACAGCCGAACAGUGUUUUGGAGAUGGCUUAAACUGGGCUGGCUGCUCCAUCAUUGUUCUCCUAGGGCAGCAGCGACGCUUUGACCUGUUUGAUUUCUGUUACCACUUGCUGAAGGUGCAGAGGCAGGAUGGGAAGGAUGAGAUCAUAAAGAAUGUGCCCCUGAAGAAGAUGGCUGACCGGAUCAGGAAGUACCAAAUCCUGAACAAUGAGAUCUUUGCCAUCCUCAACAAGUAUAUGAAGUCGGUGGAGACGGACAGUUCCACCGUGGAGCACGUGCGCUGCUUCCAACCUCCCAUCCACCAGUCGCUGGCCACCACUUGCUAAGCAGAGGGAACCUGCUCCGCCUAGAAGUGAAAGUUGGAGGUGGCCAAGACCAGACUCCAAGAACUGGAACAAGUGGGACAGGCACCAGAUCAAGCUGGACUCCCUUAGCGCACAUGCACCCAAGCCCACCAUCCAGCUCUCUGCAUGUUCUCCCUUGACAUCUCUGUGGUUGAUUUCCUCCGUAGCUUAAAAGGAAAAAAAAGGCAGUUCAUGAUUU